Molecule: messenger RNA, 3438 nt
Organism: Wickerhamiella sorbophila
Lineage: Eukaryota; Fungi; Ascomycota; Dipodascomycetes; Dipodascales; Trichomonascaceae
Product: DNA replication ATP-dependent helicase/nuclease DNA2
Exons: 1
Coding region: 1-3438 (1145 amino acids)
Biological process (GO): replication fork reversal
Cellular component (GO): cytoplasm
Molecular function (GO): 5'-flap endonuclease activity; single-stranded DNA helicase activity
Source: RefSeq, a predicted model, not a curated record
AUGGACCCGAAGGCAGCGAUCGUGAACUGGGAAUCGUCGUCGCCCCCGCGGCCCAAGCCCAUGGCUUUGGACGUUUCCUGCGAUCAGACUCCUCUAAGAGGGUCCGGGCCGAAGUAUGCACCGUCGUCAGAAAACUCCAAUGCGAACGAUCCGGUGGACGACCUGCUGGGAAAGUACCAAAUCAACCCUUUGCGGUCCUCUCCGCCGCCUACAUGGCCAAUUCCUCUGGCCAAGCCAGCACAGAAGUUCUUUUCUGAGUCUUCGUCUUCGAACCCCCUCACCGCGGCGGCCAUGAGACUGUACAGUCCAGGCUAUCUCAAGCGCCCUAGAUCAAUAGGCCCGCUCACGCCGCUCAAGCCCAGAAAGACCGUGAGCGCCAAGUUCGUUUUGGAUGACGACGACGACGACAGCAACUUUAGCUUUCUAGGUAAAGAGAAUAUCCCUCCUCUUUCCGAUGACGACGACCUGGACUUUGGGGCUCUGUUGGCCCAAAAGGCGCCAACGCCCCCUGAAGAUAGUGUCAAAUACCCCAACCUACCCGAGCCGGUUCUCGCAUACAAGGAAUCUCCAUUAGAGAUUCACCCCACACCAUCACAAUGUCACCGCUUUGUAGUAGAGGUGGUAGGAAUCGAGGCUGAUCACACUGUGCUUGUUUGUAAAGGUUUGAAGGGAACUGUCACGAUAGAAGUCCGGGACACUUGGAGACAGAUUCAAUUCGAAACCAAUGAUGUGGUGCAUAUUCUCGGCGAUAUCAAUGGGUCUGAAAACAUCGUCGUUAGCCAUGCCACCCAGCUUAUAUUGGUUUUGAACCCUGACACUCUUCUGGCCUGCACGGCCGUUGCAGAAUCGUUUAAUUGCGAGCGCCAGAUUGUGCUCAGAAAUCGCCUGCGCACCCCUAGCGAUAGCAAUGUUGCAAUGAUCUACGGAGUUAUUAUCCACGAGUUAAUCCAAGUCUGUCUGUUGGAGAACUCCUUCAGUAUACCUUUCAUGGAGGAGAAGCUUGAGAAUGACAUCAUUGACCGUUUUGUCGAGGAUCUCAUGGUCCUGGAGCUUGAACCGAAGUUUGCUCUUGAGGAAAUAAAAGAGCGUCUUCCGCAGAUUGUCAAAUGGGCUGCCACCGCUCUAUGUCCAGGCCGCCCAUUGUUCAAGGCGCCGAUUCAUCGAUCUUCAAAGGAGCUGACGGUCAAAAUCAGUCGCACUCUUGUAAUUGAGGAAGAAAUCUGGUCGCCGCGGUAUGGUCUAAAAGGGAAAAUCGAUGCUGUGGUAGCAGCCUCGACUGGCGGCCCAGAGUUUACAAGUGCUUUAGAGAUCAAAACUGGCUCCAUGUCAGGAUUUUCUUCUUCUGCCCAUCGUGCACAGGUUAUGCUAUAUUCUCUUUUACUCAAAGAACGCUACGAAAAGAUUUUGCCGUGGAUGCUUCUCUACUACGCCCAAGAAGCUGCUAUGAUAGCUGUGCGACCAAUGAUCGAUGAGAUCAGAGGGCUCAUUUUGAGACGCAAUAUGCUCGUUCGUCAUAUAAAUCGCCCCGCUCGGCUUCCGUGGCAUACAUCGUCAUCAUUUGAUUGCAAGUAUUGCGUUCGUAAGGACGACUGCACGGUUUUCACGGCCGCUAAUGCUGAGCAUAAGGCCGAGGAUAACCCGGGCAUCAAAAUUGCCGAAAAUCUCAUGGAACAGGCUACAAAAUGGUCAUCGAACCAGUUGGCCUUUUUCCGUCACUGGGACCGUCUUCUCGUUUAUGAGGACAUCGAGACAAACCGGCUUACCCGAGACAUCUGGUGCAUGGACGCUGAAACGCGCGAGGCCACUGGUAAGUGCCUCGCAAAUAUUCAGAUUUCUCUGAGAUCAUACAAAAAAGAGUCAAUCAAAUCGACUUAUGUCUACAUUGGUACGAGGUCCGUCCCACUGCCCGAUAUUGACCAAACAGGCUUUAACUAUUUCAGUCCAAUUGUUGUCAGCUCGUCAAAAAACGUUGCCGAAGCCACUGGUUCUAUAUACAAGUUGAAUUCUGAGGAAGUGGAGUUUGUUGCCAACCAUGAACUGGAUCAAUCAGAGACAUAUCGGCUCGAUCUUGAAGACCAUCAGCACUUCCUUUCCGUCAGUAAAUACAAUCUACUGAGGAUGUUUGUUGAACGCCCACGUCUUCUUGAGCUUGUUGUAGACCUCAAAGCGCCGAUAUUCGACACUAGUGUCAAGGUGCCCAUCUCGCCAGGUCUGAACGACGACCAAACAGGUGCUCUAAGAAAGGUUAUGCAAACCAAGGAUUAUACCUUGAUCCUAGGCAUGCCAGGUACUGGCAAAACCACAACUAUUGUAUCUAUUGUUCAGGCAUUGCUGGCACAGGGUAAAAGCGUAUUCAUAUCGGCAAACACGCACUCAGCAGUCGAUAACAUUGUGUUGAAACUCAUGAACUUGAACAUAGAUCUUUUGCGCGUGGGAUACGCGACCAGGGUGAACCCACAAGUUCAAAGGUUCAUGGCAGCUCGUGAAGCUAAACUAGACCCGAAUUUGGAGCCCUCAGCAAGGCUCGAGCAAUUGUAUCUCAACGUACCCGUUGUAGCUGCAACGUGCCUAACCAUCAACAGCUGGCUAUUUUCACGACGCCACUUUGACUAUUGCAUUAUCGAUGAAGCUUCUCAAAUCACACUUCCCACGUGCUUAGGCCCAUUGCGGCAUGCUGACCGUUUCGUCCUCGUCGGUGACCAUUUUCAGCUUCAGCCGAUUGUUCACAGUGCAGUUGCUCGUCAAAAUGGACUGGGUGAGUCUUUAUUCAAAAGGCUUUGUGAUGCUCAUCCAAGUGCAGUAGUAAACCUUUCUCACCAGUAUCGUAUGAAUGGCGACAUCAUGAAUCUUUCGAGCACUUUGAUUUAUAACGGUAUGCUCAAGUGCGGGAGUGAAGCUGUGAAAAAUGCGCGGCUCUCACUUCCCAAGCAGAUUCAUUUCAGCCCUAAUUGGAUCAAACCUGUACUUGACUCUAAUAACAGUGUUGUUUUCCUAAACACUGAUGAAGUGGGUGCUCCUGAGGAGGAACGCACUGAUGGCGUCGCCAACCCCAAGGAAUCCAAAAUCAUAUUGGAUAUUAUAACCUAUUUUGUUGAUCAUGGCGGUAUUCAGCAGUCUGACAUUGGUGUCAUUUCUGUCUACCGAGCUCAGUUGAGACUUAUCAAAGAGCGCUUGAGCAAAUACAAGGAGCUUGAUGUGCUAACUGCCGAUCAGGCUCAAGGUCGUGACAAAAACUGCAUCGUCAUUUCUCUUGUGCGCUCUAACAAUGACAAGAGAGUGGGCGAUCUUCUCCGCGAUUGGAGGAGAAUUAAUGUUUGCUUCACCAGGGCGAAAUCGAAGCUUGUGAUCGUUGGAUCACGAAGAACACUAACUUAUGCACCUACUCUUGAGAAGUUUUUGAAAAUCAUAGAGACAAACGGGUGGAUGUGGAACGCUUGA